Molecule: messenger RNA, 690 nt
Organism: Echinops telfairi (small Madagascar hedgehog)
Lineage: Eukaryota; Metazoa; Chordata; Mammalia; Afrosoricida; Tenrecidae
Gene: WFDC5
Product: WAP four-disulfide core domain 5
Exons: 6
Coding region: 1-690 (229 amino acids)
Biological process (GO): innate immune response; antibacterial humoral response
Cellular component (GO): extracellular region
Molecular function (GO): peptidase inhibitor activity
Source: RefSeq, a predicted model, not a curated record
AUGAAGACCCGGAGCCUCUUCCUCCUGGUAGCCCUCCUGGCUUUGGGGAGCCAGCUGCCUGCUGUCUCAGGCCGAAAGAAGGGAGAGAAAUCGGGAGGCUGCCCACCAGACGAUGGGCCCUGCCUCCUCUCUGUGCCUGACCAGUGCGUGGAUGACAGCCAGUGUCCCGCCCGUAGGAAGUGCUGCUACCGUGCUUGCUUCCGCCAGUGCCUCCCCAGGGUCUCAGUGAAGCAGGGCAUCUGUCCCCAGAACCGCCUGCAGUGCCUGAGCCCCACACAGCACCUUUGUCACACGGACUCGGACUGCUCCGGCUCAAAGCGCUGUUGCCCUGGGCCUUGCGGCCGGGACUGCAGAGACACCCCCACAAAGGUGCACAAGUCCUGGCCGGAUGCCCUUGAGCCAGUGACUGAGCCUGACCGAGGGCCGGCAGCGAUCGAUGCGGCCUCAGCCGCGGGGGACAGAGGGAGCCGGGAAGGGGGGGGGGGGGGGGCCGCCGGCAGCAGCACGGCUAGGCGGCCCGGGGCAGAGGAGCCCGGGGCGCGGCCGGCGGCUCCUGGCCUGAGCACCUUGAAGAACCGACACGCCAGGCGGCCAGAGGGGCUGCGACAGUCUGCCAAAUUUGCAUCUCUACCAAAUUCCCAGCUGCUACUGCUGCUGCUGGUCCAGGUAACACCUGUGGAGACUGUUUGA